This is a messenger RNA of Toxorhynchites rutilus septentrionalis, 1558 nucleotides long. RefSeq names its product syntaxin-17 (gene Syx17). Lineage: Eukaryota; Metazoa; Arthropoda; Insecta; Diptera; Culicidae. The record is from RefSeq and is a predicted model, not a curated record. Gene Ontology annotation, cellular component: plasma membrane; SNARE complex; endomembrane system. The coding region runs from base 225 to 1154 and encodes 309 amino acids. Gene Ontology annotation, biological process: vesicle fusion; intracellular protein transport; exocytosis. The transcript has 2 exons. Gene Ontology annotation, molecular function: SNARE binding; SNAP receptor activity.
AUAAACCAUCACAAGGCAUAAAUUAGAGCAAAACAACAAAUACGCUGUUCACACAAUACAAAGUACGCCCAGAAAACAAAGACGCAAACAGUGACACAAUUUAACGGGCCGUGUUUUCAACGUUUUCAAGUUCUAAUGUGCAAAGACAUCGAGACAAGUUCCGGGAAAAAAAACUAAAUUCCACAAUUCAGUUUUAGAAAAAUAUAUCAUCACACGGGAAGAAAAUGGAUGGCGAUAAGAUAUCACUCAAGCUGGCCGUGAUAUCGAUCCAAAAGUUCAACCAAACAAUUCCCCAGUAUUUAAGUUUACUGAAAAACCACAAAUGCAACAUCGAAAAGGCUGGUUCCCUAAAGGACUGGGACAGAAUCAAACGGGAGCAAAUCAACGCCACACGGGUGAUCAAGCAGAUGAAAUAUUUGAUUCUGGAAAUCGACAAGGUGCGCAGUAAAGUUCGCGACAGUGAUCUCGAGCAGUUCGAUGAUGAAAUCUCCGAGGCAAAGCGGCUAGCUUUUACGGGAAUGGGCGAGUAUUUAGAAAUGCAAGAAAAAUUCGCCUCCCGUUCCCAGUCAUCUUACAGCUUCCAGGAUGACGAUUGCGGUCAGCUGGAAGAAGGACAGCAGGACAACCAAUACGGCAGCUAUCUGGCUCAGGUUCCAAAGAUUACCAGCAGUUACGACCGCGAGGAGGACGAAAUUCGACAUCGAGCGGAGUGCUUGAAGGAGAUGCAGAACCUUCAGCGGGAGAUUAUCGACAUCCAGGAACUCUACCAAACGGUACACACGCUGGCUCACGGUCAGGCGCAAAUGGUCGAUGCGGUAGAGGAGAAUGUCGAAGUUACCCAGAUUCACGUGGAAGCCGGAGAAACGGCCCUGAGGAAGGCUCUGCGAUAUCAGAAAGCUAUCUAUCCGAUGUGCGGCGCCCUGCUGGGGUCCUGUAUAGCGGGACCAAUUGGACUGGUUGUUGGCCUAAAGGCGGGUGGACUGGCCGCUAUCGGGGGAGGAUUGGCUGGAUUCGCCGGAGGAAGGUACAUCAAAAAUGAGGAAGGCUCAGAUGCCGUGGAUGCCAUUGACGCAGGUGAUAAAGGAGAGGAAAUAGGUGCGAAUGGUGUGAUAAUCGCCGAAUCGAAACAACCCAUCUGUGAGAGGAGUGAAUGACGAUUGAGGCACUUUUGUAACAUUCAGUAGACUUCUAGGAAAGGUAUCAUGGAUAGGAAUUUGUUGUUCUGGUUUCUUGCCUGUUGAAUCUCCAAUGCUUAUUGGGGAGUGAAAUAAUGUUGGAUUGUCUAAAUAGACAAUUAUCACUGUCGCCGCAAGCUUCUACGUCGUUACAGCUACACAUUACGGCGGAAGUCCAUACUAGAUUAUAAAAUAUUGAUGAAAUUAUGCGGAAUAAACUAUCUGACUUAUACAAUAAUUAUUCCAAUUUAAACGCUGUUACAGCAAAUUUGUAGAUGCUGACUAAGAAUUGAUAUUUAUAUUUGACUUUUAGAUAUGAUAUUCUCAUAACUUGAACUAAAGUUAGGGAAAAAAUCGGUAAUAAACAUGCUAAGACAAAUGAU